GAACCCUUCCUCCCGCGGUGAAGACUGAAUCACACUCUGGAGGCGACCAGUCGACCCUCCUGUGCUAGACUGAAUCCGCCGGGAGGGACCGGGGCCAAGAGCGUUUCAGGCACCUCUCGAAUGCCUUUUGAGGCUGGGAGGCCUAGGCAGCCGUUUCAGACGUGCUUCAGCAGACACGCAUUUUAUUUUUGCUGUUUCUUUGUUUGAAUGGAUUCUGCUUCUCUUGGGGAACCCUGCCUUGACAUUUCAGGACAGGGCUGGGGAAACUUUGGCCCUUUGGAUGUGGUCGGACUCCAAUUCCUGUGACGGGGGGGUGUCCUCCGGCAACACUUGGAGGGCCAAAAGUCCCCCAGCCCUGGUUUACGAGGAGGCGGACUUGGUAGUACCCUCAAUUUGGACAGUGUUUGGCAGAAGAGGGAGGAGUCUCUUGGACUCUGUCAAAGGCUUUCUUGGAGCACAGAAAUCAAAGAUGGAAGACUCAACUUGCCCAGAAGCAGAAAGAGGUCCAUAUAUCAUCCAUGGUGGGAGCCCUGAGGAAUUCUGGGAAAGGACAGCACAGAGGUUCUUGCGUAAAGAGGACACUCUUAGCUCAGAUGUGAAGCGCCAGCAUUUCAGGCAGUUCUGCUACCAGGAGGCCAAAGGACCCCGAGAUGUUUGCAGCCAACUCCACAAUCUGUGCUGUCAGUGGCUGAAGCCAGAGCAACACACAAAGAAUGAGAUCCUGGACCUGGUGAUCCUGGAGCAGUUCUUAGCUGUCCUUCCACCAGAGAUGGAGAACUGGGUGAGGGAAUGUGGAGUGGAGACCACUUCCCAGGCGGUGGCCCUGGCCGAAGGUUUCCUCCUGAGCUGGGCAGAGGAUGAGAAGCAGGCAGAGCAGCAGAUCAAGGGUCUGUUUGCAGAAGAGGCCACUGGUUUCCUGGAGUCGAAGGCGCCGUCAGGGGCCAGAGAAUGUUCUCUGCAAAGGGGGAACGUUCAGGAGAGUGACAGACACGCUAGUUCACUUGGUGACGGGACUCUGCUGUCAAGGCCUCCUCGGUCACCUCUUCUUUGUGGUGGAGAAGAAGCAGCUGCUGUGGAAGCGGAUCAGGGUCCCGUGUCCUUUGAGGAGGUGGCUGUGUGUUUCACGGAGGAGGAGUGGGCUCUGCUGGAUGCUGACCAGAGGGCUCUGCACAGGGAAGUCAUGGAGGAGAAUGGUCGACUUGUCACCUCUUUCGGUUGUGAAAGCAAAAUCGAGAAUCAGGGAGAACUACGCGGGGAGUUUCCAGAAAGAGACUCAUGUAUAAAGGGGGAGCAGCAGAGAAUGAAAACUGAAACUAAACCCACAUCUUCUCAGAGCAGUAUCUACCAUCAAACUGCAAUUCAAGAAAGAAUAGAAUAUAGAACAGAAGAAAGUACAUGCCGUGUGUGUUGGUUAGGUUUCCAUCCUAAAUCAACACUUAAAACUCAAUGGAAAAAGCAAACAGGGGAGAAAUCAUAUGAAUGCUUUGAAUGUGUAAAGAGAUUUCAUCGGCAGAUAAAUGUCACUGUUCAUCAAGGAAUUCAGACAGGGGAGAAACCAUUUAAAUGCCUGGAGUGUGAAAAGAGCUUCUUGCAUAAGAGAAGUCUCACAAUGCACCAAAGAAUUCACACAGGGGAGAAACCAUUUAAAUGUUUGGAAUGUGGAAAGAGCUUCACGCAGAAGAUAAGUCUCACUCGGCAUCACAGAAUACACACCGGGGAGAAACCAUUUAAAUGCUUGGAGUGUGGAAAGAGCUUCAGGCAUCAGGUAAGUCUCACUCCUCAUCAAAGAAUUCACACAGGGGAGAAACCAUUUAAAUGCUUGGAGUGUGGAAGGAGUUUCUGUCAGAAGACAAAUCUCACAUCUCAUCAAAUAAUUCAUACAGGGGAGAAGCCACAUACAUGCUUGGUGUGCGGAAAGAGCUUCUUUCGGAAGAAAGACCUCACUGCUCAUCAAUGUAUUCACACAGGGGAGAAGCCGCAUAGAUGCUUAGAGUGUGGAAAGAGUUUCUGUCAGAAGACAAAACUCGCUUCUCAUCAAAGAAUUCACACAGGGGAGAAACCAUAUAAAUGUUUGGAAUGUGGAAAGAGCUUCACGCAGAAGACAAGUCUCAAUGGGCAUCAAAGAAUUCACACAGGAGAGAAACCUUUUACAUGUUUGGAGUGUGGAAAGAGGUUCAUACAUAAGAUAAGUCUUACUCAGCAUCAAAGAAUUCACACAGGGGAGAAACCUUUCAAAUGCUUGGAGUGCGGAAAGGGUUUAAUGCAUAAGCUAAGUCUCACUUGGCAUCAAAGAAUUCACACAGGGGAGAAACCUCAUAGUUGCUUGGAGUGUGGAAAGAGUUUUUGUCACAAGAAAAGUCUAGCUUCUCAUCAAAGAAUUCACACAGGGGAUAAAUUAUGUAAAUGCCUGGAAUGUGGAAAGAGCUUCAAGCAAAAGAUAAGCCUUACUCGGCAUCAAGUAAUUCACACAGGGGAGAAACCUUUUACAUGUUUGAAGUGUGGAAAGAGCUACUUACAUAAGAUAAGUCUCACUCAGCAUCAAAGAAUUCACACAGGGGAGAAACCAUUUAAGUGCUUGGAAUGCGGAAAGAGCUUCAUGUAUAAGAUAAGUCUCACUUGGCAUCAAGGAAUUCACACAGGGGAGAAACCAUUUACAUGCUUGGAGUGUGGAAAGAGCUUCAUACAUAAGAUAAGUCUCACUCAGCAUCAAAGAAUUCACAUGGGAGAAACCAUUUAAAUGCUUGGAGCGUGGAAAGAGCUUCAUGCAUAAGAUAAGUGUGAAAAGCGCUUCUGUCGGAAGACAAGUCUCAUCAAAGAAUUCAUACAGGGGAGAAACCAUAAAAAUGCUGGGAAUUUGGAAGGAAUUCUUGGAAGAUGGGUCUUACUACUCAUCAAAGAAUUCACACAGGAGAAACUGCAUAAAUGCUUGGAGUGAGGAUAGAGCUUUUGUCAGAAGAAAGAGCUGUCGAAAGCUGAGUCUUGCUGCUCAUCAAAGAAAUCACACAAGGGUGAAACCAUAUAAAUACUUGAAGUGUGAAAAUAGCUUCUGUAAUGACAGUCAUCGGAAUGACCUUCUCAUUUAUGGCUCCCUGUCUGUGGAAUGCUCCCCCCAGUGAUUUCCACCUGGCACCUUCAUUGACAUUUUUUUCUGAGCCAUGCAAAAACUUAACUUUUCCCCCAGGCCUUUGAUGGACUGAGCUGAAAAAGUGUUAACAUAUUUAUCUUUAUGUUUGUAAAUGUAAGCCAUUUGGAGGUCUUUUAGGUAACAAGUGACUAGUAAGUUUCAUUCUCAUCAAGGAAUUCCCACAGGAGAAAAAACUAUGUAAGCGGUUGGAAUGAGGAAUAUGAAUCUGACAUAGUUUAAUUCCUCUUCCAGAUUGGAGCUAAGCUAGUGAGGGAUGUGACCUGAAGGGAUGGAGUAUGGCCCGGGUUGCAUUCCAAGGGCCGGACUGUCAGGCCUGGGGGCCACAUUCAGAUCUGAAGCCUGAGGUCCCCCAGCCCUGCUAUAAGAAAUGGAGAGGAAGGGAAACCACCUACCCCCCACACCACACACUCAGCCCACACCCAGACGUAUACUCUUGGCUUUUCCGUGGUGUUUGGCUAAAAGCUGAAUGCAAUAGAAUUAAAAUUGUUCCUCUGGAAUUUGCAAGAUUUUGAUUCUGUAUCCCAUGAAGAGCACCAUCAAAUUAAUGCAUACAUUGAUGUCUUUGGAUCUAUGUUUUUGUGCCGUGGUGGUGCUCUCAAGGUCUGGAUUGGUGAUUGUUUUUGUGCAGUCAACACACAUGAAAAGUAGUUUUAAUUUGAUGGUUGUAUUUACUCUUCCUUUUUUUUUUUAAGGGAAGGGGUGGUACUGAGCUGAAAUCUGUGUGUCUGAGGAAGGUGAUCACCCCAGAAGCUGUGGAGCAUGUUGAAACAAAAAGACUAGGCCUCAAACUCUGAUCAAGUAAAAGUACAUGCUGAUGGGUUUGGGAGGGGCUGCAAAAAGAGUAAGGAUGUUUUGAGAAAUGUAACUCCUAACUGUAGUCAGCUGAGAAACAUCUCCCUCUCCUUAAGGCUGUAUUUUUCCACGUGGCUGACUUAGGAAGAAGUAGUAUCUCUGUGUAUCUUUGAGCUAGUUUUUAAUUAUCAACUGAAGUCUGCUAGGGGGUAGAGAGAUUCUUGAACUGUCAGGGGAAACUCUGUCAAGUUGUGUCAUUUCUCCUUGCAAUUGCAUGUAACAAAGGAGUCUCUGACAGACUUUAACUAAACGCAGAGUGAAGCCUUGUUUCUUUCACAAGCGAAAUGGAAGAAAAACUUUGACCAAGAACCUCAUGGCUGAAGUAGGCCUGAAUUUCUGUCUUUAGGGCAGAUUUUUUCCCCCUCUCUGGCAUGUGUUAGAAGCAGAAAUACUGAGAAGGCCUUAGUUGAGCUAAGACAAUGCCCCAGUGGAAGACGGGACAAGAACUGUUGCUCCAUGUGGUUAGCAGUGCUCUUUUGUUAUGUUCUUUCAAGUCAAUUUCAACAUGGCGACCCUGUGAAUCAGCGAUCUCUAAGAGCAUCUCUCAUGAACCACCCUGUUCAGAUCUUGUAAGUUCAGGUCUGUGGCUUCCUUUAUGGAAUCCAUCCAUCUCUUGUUUGGUCUUCCUCUUUUUCUACUCCUUUCUGUUUUUCCCAGCAUUAUCGUCUUUUCUAGUGAAUCAUGUCUUCUCAUUAUGUGUCCAAGGUAUGAUAACCUCAGUUUCAUCGUUUUAGCUUGUAGUGGUAGUUUGGGUUAAAUUUGUUCUAACACCCAGUUAUUUCUGCCUAAUUUUCAGUAAAUCAUUUGGGGAUGUCUUCCCUGAGAACAUCUGAUAGACUUGCAGAUAACCAGGUCUGGCUAAGAAGCAAAUAAUAUUCUGCAUUCCGUAUCCCCACAUCUAGGACGGAUGUCCCUAGAAGCCAAUCAGCAUGAAAGGGGAGUGUGUUAGCUACUGAGAAGUGUCUUCUCAGCGGCUGGUUCACCUCCUUUCACUCUGAUUGGCUCCAAUCAGCUGGAAAAGUCAAGGACGCCAGUUAGAAGACUCUUCUCAGGGGCUAACACACACCCCUUUCAUGCUGAUUGGCACGUAGGACACUGGAGACAUAGGGACCUGGCUGGGUCCUGCUCCCAAAAAGGUAAGAGGGUCCAAGAUGACUACACUCCUGCUGUUCUCACGGUCCUUGCCCAGUGCGUGCAGGCGAGCGAGUGGCAGUCAGCUUCACUGUAUGUUUUGUACUGAUUGUAACAGUGUUUUAUGUUGGAUUGCGUGGAUAUUGUAGCCCAUUGAUUUGAUAAUUGAUGCCAGGUGCUGGGGGAAGCUUUGGCCCUUUAGCGGCUGUUGGACUCCAGCAGGAGUGGAGUGGCAAAUUCAGAAGUGCAGGGUCCCUUCAUGAUAGUCACACCACGCCCCAUCACAGCCAUGCCCCCUUUCCCGUGUCUCCCUUCGUGCACUACAACACACGUGCCUAGGAGCCAAUCAUCAUGAAAGAGGAGGCCUUGGUGUACUGAUUAACAUAUCUAAAGACUUGGUCAAGCAGCAGAUGUAUUGUCACUGGAACAAAUGGCCAGUGAUACCUCCCCCCUCACCUGGCUGGAGGUUCCCUCUUCUGGGAGCCCUGUGUGUUUUUAGCGUGUUGAUGGGAAGCUGGGAACAGAGGUUGCCCUGCUCUGUGAGUUCAACCCCCAAACUAUGGCUUUGGGACUUCCCUAGAAACCUAAUGGGGGACCAAGAUCUGUUGGGGUGUUAAUGCUGUGAACUCCUCCAAGUUAUGCUCAGGUUGAAUAUAUGUGUAAAUAAAACCAUAUAUCUUGUCUGUAUCUAUAUAAAAGAUAGUUGUAAGCUACUCUGGGAGCUUUUCCUCCCGUCCAAAGGAUAGUAUAAAAAUGCCAUAAGCAAACGGAUUGCCUAUAUAACACCUUGAUAUUUUGUAUCAUUUGGCAGUUCAUCAGUAUUCAAACAAAUAAAUGAAGCAGUAGUAAAAGGAAUGCCUGAUAAUAGAAAUGUAUUAACAGUUCAUAAAAAACCCCACAGCUAACCCUUAAUAAAUCAGCACCAAAAGCUUUGGCAGCCGCAAAUCAUCAAUAACUGCCAAUGCAAAUGUAGGGUUCAAAUUUAAGCGCCCCCCCCUAAAUAGGGGUGCAAGCUUGGUAAUUUAAUUUACCUGUUUCAGUGGUUCAGCCAGAUACCAAUAAACAUAAAAUAAACAUAAAAUAGACACACACAAUUACUGCUUGAUCAAGAAGCGAUCUCUAACCAUACAGGCAACAGUCUGUCAGGAGAGAGAACCACGUUUAUUGAUUGCAGGUUCAUUAAAUAGGGUUCAUAAGCAAAACAAGGUAUUGUUGCAAAAUCAUAACAAAAGGGAAUACAAUAUUACAUAGAUAAAGCAAGCGCAUCUUCAUAUUGUUACAUUACUCAUAAUUCUAAAAGGCGAGGUGAUGAUAAGGAAUUCAUACACUUGUCAAUCUAAGAAACUUAAUGUGAGAUAAGAACUGAGGAAAAGCGAGUAUUAGAGUUACUUUGACACUUGGUGAAAGAUAAACAUGGGGCUAGUAAAAGUUAUUUACUCAGCUGUGUGACGUAAAACUUAUGAAUAAGGAAGGUAUUUGGGAAGACUUCGUUCUUUGUGCUGGGUAUGACAUAAAGUUACAGUGUACAGGGUGUAUAAAUAAAACAAGGCAAGAGAAAAUAACAACAUUCCAGAGGGGGUACACUUUAUCUUCUUUCCAAGAUAUUAUUCCAGCCAGAGAGGCGCCUGUGGGUGUUAUUUCUCAUGGGAAGAAACGAAACUGGCUCUGACUACAAUUUAGCAUCUCUGAACAACUUUUUGGGGUCUAGCAAUAAAAUAUUUCCUAACACAAAUAUCAUCAUAGUCCAAGAAAUGCCUGGAGAAAGGUGCCAAAAAUAUCUUAGUCGGAGCACCAGGUGAACCUCACUGGGGAGAGCAUUCUACAUGCAGGGAGCCACCAUUGAAAAAGCCCUUUUGUACCAUCCUAUAAUAAUAAUAAUAAUAAAUUUAAUCUUUGUGUCGCCUAUCUGGCCGAAACCACUCUAGGCGACGUACAACAUUAAAUUCAACAAUACAUAAUAAUACAAUACAUAAAUAAAAUACAAUGCAGUCAACAAUAACCAUUUUAAAAAGCGGCAGUACAGGGCCAUCAAUAGACAAUUUUAAAACAAUAUAAAGAAAUUAGCCCACCCCGGGGACCCCAAAGGCCUGUCCAAAGAGCCAUGUUUUUAAGGCUCGGUGAAAUGUAUCUAGGGAAGGGGCAUGGCGAAGAUCAAACAGGAGGGAGUUCCAGAGAGUGGGGGCCACCACUGAGAAUGCCCUCUCUCUAGUCCCCACCAACCUAGCUGUUUUCGUUGGUGGGACGGAGAGAAGGCCCUGCGUGGCUGAUCUGGUCGGGCGGCUUAGUUGGUGGUACUGGAGGUGCUCCUUCAGGUAAACUGGGCCGAGACCGUAUAGGGAUUUAAAGGUUAAGACCAACACCUUGAAUUGGGCCCGGAAAACAACUGGAAGCCAAUGUAGAUGAAAUAACACCGGCGUGAUGUGAUCACGGUGGCGGCUGUUUGUAAGCAGGCGUGCCGCCACAUUCUGCACCAGUUGUAGUUUCCGGACCGUUUUCAAGGGUAACCCCACGUAGAGCGCAUUGCAGUAGUCUAAUCGAGAGGUGACCAGGGCAUGUACCACCAGUGGGAGCUGAUGAAUAGGAAGGUAGGGUUGCAACCUCCGUAUGAGGUGUAGUUGAUACCAAGCUGCCCGGCUCACUGCCGAAAUCUGAGCCUCCAUGGACAGCUUGGAAUCAAGAACAACCCCGAGGCUGCGGACCUGAUCCUUCAGGGGCAAUUUUACCCCAUUAAGAUUCAGGUCAGCAACACCCAACCUUCCCCUGUCACCCACAAGUAGCACCUUGGUCUUAUCAGGAUUGAGCUUCAGUCUGUUUCUUCCCAUCCACCCACUCACGGAUUCCAGGCACUUGGACAAGGUCUCUACAGCCAACUCCGGUGAAGAUUUAAAGGAGAGAUAGAGCUGCGUGUCAUCAGCAUAUUGGUGACACCGCAGCCCAAAACCCCUGAUGAUAGCUCCCAGCGGUUUUACAUAGAUGUUAAAUAGCAUGGGAGAGAGGAUAGAACCCUGUGGUACUCCACAAGUGAGGGGCCGAGGGUCUGAAACCUCAUCUCCCAAUGCUGCCUGUUGAUGCCUGUCAGAGAGAAAGGAACGGAACCACUGUAAAACAGUGCCUCCUAUUCCUAAUCCCCCCAGGCGAUCUAACAGGAUACCGUGGUCGACGGUAUCAAAAGCCGCUGAGAGAUCCAGGAGGACAAGAAAGGUGAAUUCUCCCCUGUCUAAUGCCCUCCUCAUAUCAUCUACCAGAGCGACCAAGGCUGUUUCAGUACCAUGUCCAGUCCUGAAACCCGAUUGGUAUGGAUCUAAAUAAUCCGUUUCAUCCAAGUGUGCUGACAACUGGUUAGCCACCACUCUCUCAAUGAUCUUGCCCAAAAAUGGCAAAUUCGAAAUGGGGCGAAAGUUGUUCAAAACUUGGGGAUGUCAGUGGGAUCAUUGGAACUGCGAGAGGGGAGGUGUUGGGAAUGAUCAGAUAUUGGUGAACAACUGCUAGGCAAAUAUGAGAUGCAGUGGGAAUUUUCUCACUGAAGUGUUCCUUCAAGAAAAAAAUAAUCCAGAGGACGUUGUAAUCGGCAGACAUCUCCAGGACAGGAAUAGCAGCAAAUGCCCCAUAGGUGGAAAGGGAGUGGUGUUGGAAGGACACGGCGGGCAAAACUAGGAAUUCCAUCCACCCUCCACCACCCUCUGCAAGCAAAUGCCGUGAUCAGUAGGCUCACCAUCAAUCCUUUCCAACAUUUGACCACUGUUCAACAAUGAAUUGAAUAUACUGAGGUGAUCUUGUCAACAAUCACAAUUUGCCACAGACCCAUGAUUAAACACAAAAUGUUUGGUGAUGAUCCACUCUGAUAUGAAUAUUGGCAAGUGUGACGGCACCCCAGCCACCCACAGCCCAACCAAUCUCUGGGGAAAGAGCGUUUACCUGGCCCAGCAAAGAUAUUAGUGAUGGUGCCAGGCGGGGCUUACUGGGGAUAACAUUCCACAAGCUGGGAGCCACAACUGAAAAGGCCCUUUCCCUUGUCAUGACUCCACUACUGUGUUGGAUCAUUGGAAUUACAGGAGUGGAGAUUUGGGAAUCAUCAGAUACUGGUGAACAACACCUAGGCAGACAUGAGAUCUGGUUGGAAGAGGGAUUUUCUCACUGAAGGGUUUGUGAUUUUGUGUUUCUGCUCUUUAGUACACUUUAGUACAUUUUUAUAUAAUAUAACAAUUUGUUCUUUAUUCCUAAUCGUCAGUAAAUCAUUUGAGGAUGUCUUCUAUGAGAAUAUCUGAUAAAGAUAACAACUAGGUCUGGCUAAAAAGCAAAUAGUAUUCUGUAUUCUCUCCCCUCACAAAAAACUACAUUCCUGUCUAUGGAGGACAUUUUGCAUAUUUUUUAUGGCAUUUGCAAAUCUGGGGAAGAGACAAGGAGCUCUAGGGGUCCCUGAAACCACCACCCCACCUCUGCGGGCUGAAGCUCUGACACCUGCCUCUCUUGCAUCUCAAAUUUCACAGCCAUUGUCAGCCCACUUUCAAGGGGUCUGCUAGGCGUUAAGGACUAGGAACUUGAUGAUUUUAAAAAAGGAAGGCUGAGAGUACCUUUUUUUAUAUAUAUACCCAGCCUGUGUGUGCCAUUGAGUGAACUGAAGUGUAAUCUGCUCUCUGGGGCUGGUUCAUUUUCUAAGCAGCCAAACCUCGUGGACCAUCUUUAAAGACACACUGAAGUCAGGCGCACGUCCCCCCUUUUCACUUGGCCAGAGGUUAAAAGAGUAGAUGGACGGAAGAGCGCUUACACUCUGGAACUCCCUGCCCAUUGAUAUUAGGUAGGUCCCUUUGACGCGCUGCUAUAUUUUAUAAUGCCCAUGCCACAGUCUCCGACCUAGGAUUUGGUUUCCUUAGAAUGAAGGUCAGUGGAGGUUGUUGUGUCUUUAGGACACAUGGUUUAUUUAUAUAUAUAUUUUUUCAACCUGGCAUCAGAUGGAGGGUCUCCCAGCAUUAUCAGUCCAACAGAUCUUGCUUCCCCAUAAGGCUUUCAGGGAUGCCCCCCAAAGCCAUGGUUUCGGGUUCAGACACACAGAGAGAGCACUCACGCUCCUCUAAAGCUCUCAGCUUCACCUUGGACUAACCACCUCAUCCAAGCCAGGUGAGAGGGGGAGAGCUUCACUGGCCAUUUGUUCCCAUGGUAACGCAUGUGCUCAUAACCAAGUGUUCAGAUAUGUUAAUCCGGUCCAUCCAGACCCAAUAACUGGCAGUAGAGGUCUCUCUACUGCAGAGCCACCUCUACAGAUAACAGGCUGAAAGGAGACCGACAAAAUAUCGUCCAGAUCCUGAAAUCUGUAACAUAUCUUUUUAACUGCUGGUUUCAUUUAUAUC
This is a messenger RNA of Rhineura floridana, 10473 nucleotides long. RefSeq names its product oocyte zinc finger protein XlCOF6-like. The record is from RefSeq and is a predicted model, not a curated record. Gene Ontology annotation, biological process: regulation of transcription by RNA polymerase II. Bases 281 to 2737 code for a protein of 818 amino acids. Lineage: Eukaryota; Metazoa; Chordata; Lepidosauria; Squamata; Rhineuridae. Gene Ontology annotation, molecular function: RNA polymerase II cis-regulatory region sequence-specific DNA binding; DNA-binding transcription factor activity. The transcript is spliced from 6 exons.